ACCCGGCGGCGGCCGCCAAGUGCCUCUGGGCGCUGCGUGCCUCGCCCGCCGCUCCGCGCGCAGCCUGCUCCGGCCGCUCCUCCGGGCUGAGGCGCGGCGGUGGCGGCGGCGGGGAAGCGCGGACCCCGCAGGGACGCGCGCGCGCCGGGGGCUCGGGUGCCGGGAGUCGGGACGCCGCCGCUGCUGGGCCCGGGGCGCGUGGCUGCGGCGGGGCCGGGCGGCGCCGCACACCUGAGGCGGGGCGCUGUCAGGGCCGCCGAGCCGGGCUCGUGGGGACGAGCCGGGCAGUGAUUGGAGACGCCGAGUUCACCUUCAGCCAUGGCCCGGAGAGCUUAGCGGGGGCCCCGGACGCCGCCCCCCACAACCCCAGGCUCCCUUUUCCACCCUCCGCCUCCUGUCCCUCGGCGCCGCAUCCUGCCGGCCUCGCCGUCCGGCUCGCGCCGGGCUACGGCUCUCGCCCGGAGCCCUCCCUGGCUCCGGCCCGCGUCUCCCGGCGGCGCCGCCGUGCGGAGCGGCUCCCCCUCCUCUUCCUCCGCGUCCUCUUCCCCCUCUCCACCGCCGGGGCCGCUUGUUGCACCGCCCCGCGGCCUGCGGGAGCCGCUCGCCCGGGCCGGGCUCUGGCCUUGUGCUUGCCUCUGCACUCUCUCCUUCUGGCCCCAGGGGCCCGCACACGAGCCCGGCCGGUGGGACCCCGGCCCGACCCCGGCCGUCCGCACAAAAUGUCGGCCCGGACGCCAUUGCCGACGGUGAACGAGCGGGACACGGAGAAUCAUACAUCUGUGGAUGGAUACACUGAGCCACACAUCCAGCCUACCAAAUCAAGUAGCAGACAGAACAUCCCCCGUUGUAGAAACUCUAUUACAUCAGCAACAGACGAACAGCCUCACAUUGGAAAUUACCGUUUACAGAAAACAAUAGGGAAGGGAAAUUUUGCCAAAGUGAAAUUGGCAAGACAUGUUUUAACUGGUAGAGAGGUUGCUGUGAAAAUAAUAGACAAAACUCAACUAAAUCCUACCAGUCUACAAAAGUUGUUUCGGGAAGUACGAAUAAUGAAGAUAUUGAAUCAUCCUAAUAUAGUAAAAUUGUUUGAAGUUAUUGAAACAGAGAAGACCCUCUAUUUAAUCAUGGAAUACGCGAGUGGGGGUGAAGUAUUUGAUUACUUAGUUGCCCAUGGAAGAAUGAAAGAAAAAGAGGCCCGUGCAAAAUUUAGGCAGAUUGUAUCUGCUGUUCAGUAUUGUCAUCAAAAGUGCAUUGUUCACCGUGAUCUUAAGGCUGAAAAUCUUCUGCUUGAUGCUGAUAUGAAUAUUAAAAUUGCUGACUUUGGUUUUAGUAAUGAAUUUACAGUUGGGAACAAAUUGGACACGUUUUGUGGAAGCCCACCCUACGCUGCUCCGGAGCUUUUCCAAGGGAAGAAGUACGACGGGCCGGAAGUGGACGUGUGGAGCCUUGGCGUCAUUCUCUAUACGUUAGUCAGUGGCUCCCUGCCUUUUGAUGGCCAGAAUUUAAAGGAACUACGGGAGCGAGUGUUACGAGGGAAGUACCGUAUCCCCUUCUAUAUGUCCACAGACUGUGAAAAUCUGCUGAAGAAAUUGUUAGUGCUGAAUCCAAUAAAGAGAGGCAGCUUGGAACAAAUAAUGAAAGAUCGAUGGAUGAAUGUUGGUCAUGAGGAAGAAGAACUAAAGCCAUAUACUGAGCCUGAACCAGAUUUCAAUGACACAAAGAGAAUAGAUGUUAUGGUCACCAUGGGUUUUGCACGAGAUGAAAUAAAUGAUGCCUUAAUAAAUCAGAAAUAUGAUGAAGUUAUGGCUACUUACAUUCUUCUAGGUAGAAAACCACCUGAAUUUGAAGGCGGUGAGUCGUUGUCCAGUGGGAAUUUGUGUCAGAGAUCCAGGCCCAGCAGUGACCUGAACAACAGCACUCUUCAGUCCCCUGCUCACCUGAAAGUCCAGCGGAGCAUCUCAGCAAACCAGAAGCAGCGCCGUUUUAGUGACCACGCUGGUCCAUCCAUUCCUCCUGCUGUGUCCUAUACCAAAAGGCCCCAGGCCAACAGCGUGGAAAGUGAACAGAAAGAAGAGUGGGACAAAGAUGUGGCUCGUAAACUUGGUAGCACAACCGUGGGAUCCAAAAGUGAGAUGACCACCAGCCCUCUUGUGGGGCCAGAGCGGAAGAAGUCUUCAACCAUUCCAAGUAGCAAUGUGUAUUCUGGAGGCAGCAUGGCCAGAAGGAACACCUAUGUCUGUGAAAGGACCACAGAUCGGUACACAGCAUUGCAGAACGGCAAAGACAGCAGCCUUACGGAGAUGUCUGCCAGUAGCAUAUCUUCUGCAGGCUCUACUGUGGCGUCUGCUGCGGCCUCAGCACGACCCCGCCACCAGAAGUCCAUGUCCACUUCUGGCCAUCCGAUUAAAGUCACACUGCCAACAAUUAAAGACGGUUCUGAAGCCUACCGGCCUGGCAGUACUACCCAGAGAGUGCCUGCUGCCUCCCCAUCUGCUCACAGUAUCAGUGCUGCCACCCCAGACAGGACCCGUUUCCCCCGAGGGAGCUCCAGCAGGAGUACUUUCCACGGCGAGCAGCUCCGGGAGCGACGCAGUGCUGCUUACAAUGGGCCACCUGCUUCCCCGUCCCACGAAACGGGUGCAUUUUCACAUGCCAGAAGGGGAACAUCCACUGGUAUAAUCAGCAAAAUCACGUCCAAAUUCGUUCGCAGGGAUCCAAGUGAAGGCGAAGCCAGUGGCAGAACCGACACCUCAAGAAGUACAUCAGGGGAACCAAAAGAAAGAGACAAGGAAGAGGGCAAAGAUUCCAAGCCGCGUUCUUUGCGGUUCACGUGGAGUAUGAAGACCACUAGUUCUAUGGACCCUAAUGACAUGAUGAGAGAAAUCCGAAAAGUGUUAGAUGCAAAUAACUGUGAUUAUGAACAGAAAGAGAGGUUUUUGCUUUUCUGUGUCCAUGGAGAUGCUAGACAGGACAGCCUUGUGCAGUGGGAGAUGGAAGUCUGCAAGUUGCCCCGGCUGUCACUUAAUGGGGUCCGCUUCAAGCGAAUAUCUGGGACAUCUAUUGCCUUUAAGAACAUUGCAUCCAAAAUAGCAAAUGAGCUUAAGCUGUAAAGAAAUCCACAUUUACAGGAUCAGGGAAGACACAUCCAGAUAGGAGGUACAGUCUUUUGAAUAUACUGGUUAAUGCCUCAUGUGGUCCACCUGUGACUCUCCCCAUGUAGAAUCUACCCGUAAUGCAAUAAGGUUAUACAUAGUUAUGAACUGCAAAAUUAAAAGUGCGUAUGAACUAUAAUGAAUAUCUGUAGCGUAAAAAGUAGGUUCACAUGUACAGGUAAGUAUACUGUGUCUUUCUGUUCAUUUUCUGUUCAUAGAGUUGUAUAAUAAAACACGAUUGCUUAAAAACUUGUAUAGUUGUCUAGAUUUCUGCACAUACAUGUACCUUUGAUGCUUUAAGUUGAAAUGUUAUUCCCUGUUAUUGACAUUUUAGUGGGUUUUUAAAAUUCUUACCUCCAUCAUGCAAUUUUGAAAAUUGUGUCCAAAAUUAAAAGUGCACAAAAAUUGUCUUUCCAAUUGAAGCAUGGACUUUUAAAAAUUAUUUUUAAAUCAUAUUUAAUUUUAAACUGGAAGCUGGUAACUAGAUCAGCUUUAUUAUAUUCCUGCUUAUCUUUGCGCUUAUCCUUGUUGUCCAACAAGGUUUAGUUGAGAAGAUGCAAGAUGUUUACAGUGUUGGCACUUAGAGUUUUUUAAUAAAGUCCAUGAGGAUAAAUACUAGCUUGCCUCGAGCUAAGUAAGAAGUACUAGGCGGAAGGUUAAAUCUGACCCAGUUUCCUUUGAACUUUGAAGCGUUUCCUGACCCACUGCUAAUUGUAGCAACAAAAUGAAAAAGAAUCCAUACCCCAUCUGGCUAUGAACACCGGCAACUGUCACUUAGAUCUGCUGCCUCUAGAAGACUACAGAUUAACUGCAGAAAUAUUGGAACCGUUUCAUAGCACAAGCUCAUCCUGUUAGUGUUGGUCAGUGUGUCAGUUAGAAAUAAUGCCACCUCAGGAAUUAACUGGCAUCGGGAACACUUGCCUCGCUCUCCACCCACACUCUUCAUCCUCCCACCGCUAUAAUAUCUGUAAGUACUCAAGAGACUUGUGGGCAAAACACACUGUUUGUAACUGUAUAUUACUGAUUUAUGCUUACAGGGUUGUUCAGUUUUGUUCCCAUGUAACAAAAUAUGUUUUAAAUAUGUUGCCCGGUCUCCUAUAUUUAUUCUGCAUCGUUGCGCCUAUAAUGUGCAGCUUUGUAAUUGGGCAUUUGCCUACUCUUCUUUCAUAAUUAGUGAUAUAUUUAAUGAUGUAAAACCACUAGUAAUGGUACAUUUUAAUACUUGUUAUUUUAUAAUGAAUUAGCCUUGGAGGUUGACUGUGCAAUGUUAUUUAAAUGUUAUAAUUACUGUAAUGCCAACAUACAGGGCCCCAUCUGCACACUCCUGACAAAUAGAAAGUGUGUUCCAAAUUUUGUCAGUUGAAAGCGAAGUAAAGCUGUGAUAAGCCUGUGAUUCUAACUGCGUUAGACAGUGCUGCUGUAGGAGAUGUGCCACUCCAGGGUGGCGUCCACACCGGGAUGGCCUUCGCAUUCUGUACCGUACUGUGACAUAGCUUUCUUCUGUAACAGUUCUGUUCUAAAAUGAAAUGUAUUUUUGCCUUAGCAAACGGUGGCGUUUGGAAAAAAGAAAAAAAAAGCUGUGUAGUCCCUUUUUAAGUGAGUGUUCAUUCAAAAACAAAUUGAUGCAAAUCUUUCUUCACUUUCACUGGUGCACACUGAAAUUUUACUUGAACAGUUCUCAUAAUAAAGCACUUAUCUUUGCUCUUUA
This is a messenger RNA of Ochotona curzoniae (black-lipped pika), 4860 nucleotides long. RefSeq names its product microtubule affinity regulating kinase 1 (gene MARK1). The transcript has 18 exons. Gene Ontology annotation, molecular function: tau-protein kinase activity; protein serine/threonine kinase activity; ATP binding. The record is from RefSeq and is a predicted model, not a curated record. The coding region runs from base 720 to 3110 and encodes 796 amino acids. Gene Ontology annotation, biological process: protein phosphorylation; microtubule cytoskeleton organization; intracellular signal transduction. NCBI's taxonomy places the organism in Eukaryota, Metazoa, Chordata, Mammalia, Lagomorpha, Ochotonidae. Gene Ontology annotation, cellular component: cytoplasm.